CUUAUUUAUGACAUCUGACACAGUUUGGAUUAACCUUCUUUUACUUUACAAAAAUACGAUGAAUAUCGUUUAUGUUGCAGUUUUAAUGAUCCCAGCAAUGGUUAUUGAAUCAGCCCCAGCCGGAAACUCAAAUCAAAUGGCAUCCAUUGUUAAUGACAUACUUGAUCUUAAGCUACAGUUAAAAACUGAAAGGGAAAGAAGAAUGAAAUUAGAGACGGAGUUUGAUAUGUACAAACAAAUUCAAGGUGCCAUUGGGCAUGAAGUGCGGAACUUUGAUGGACAAAUGAACAAACUUAUCAAUGGCCAGAAUGUGGCUUUUUACGCUAGACUUUCUAAAAGUUAUGACAAUAUUUCACCGUGGGCGACAGUUGUAUUUGAUGACGUUGAAACAAAUAACGGAAGCUCUUACAACAGUACAAGUGGUGAAUUCACGGCACCUGUACCAGGUACAUACGUUUUCUUCUCAAAUAUACUCUCAGGGAUAGAUCAACGGAUAGAAACUUCACUUCGUAUCAAUGGUGUAGAUAAAAUGUUUUUACAUUCUGGAGGGAAGUUUCACGGAUCUGGAAGCAACAUGGCUGUUGUUAACCUGAAUGCUGGAGACAAAGUGAAAAUGGUAAAGCAUGGAUCAUGGGGAACAGGUCCAUCAUACAUACACCAAACAUGGAGUUCAUUUUCAGGAUUUCUCCUUCGGGCUGAUCCUAGCUUCUUUCUGUCUAGCUAUUCAACUCCUGUUGAGGCAAACCUUGCAACAGUUCGUGGAUGAUUAUAAUAACUGUGAUGUAGGGAUGUACGGCUUUAACUUAACUUUCAUCUUAAUGUGACAAACUGGCGAGACACAAUUAUCAUAACAUUUACGCAAGACAACAGUGUAGUAUACUAUACUUUAAACAGAGACAAUGUUUUUGUGUAAUCAUUUUAUACAGGAACAACAUUUAGGAGACAAUACUGAAGUACUUAAUAAACUAAAAUUUUAGCUUUGCGAUGCUUCAUUACAAAUACAUCUAUUUCUUAAAAUACGUCUUGUAUUGUCUUUUGUCACAAGUCUGUAUUGAUGUGCACGUGUUUCUUAAUGUAAUACUACGCUCAUCAUUCUGACUGAAAAAUAUCCGAUUUGUAUAAAGCAAAUAAAAAGAUAAUUCGGAACAGGUCGCUAAUUAAUUAAAAUUGUAUUGCUAUGGUGUAUAUUCCUUAAAGCAUUGCAUACUGAUUUUAAUUGUUGAGAGUUUAUUUAUAUGCAAAGGAAGUCUUUUACUACCUGUUAAUGACUAAAAUAAAUAAUACAUAUGUAAAUGUAUAUAUUUACAUCUGUUACUAUGGAAACAUACUUUAUAAAAAAUGUAAAUGAAUAAUUAAUGAUCUAAAAGUGAAUAAAUAUAUUAAGUA
Ruditapes philippinarum (Manila clam) is the source of this 1386-nucleotide messenger RNA. Its product is annotated as heavy metal-binding protein HIP-like. NCBI's taxonomy places the organism in Eukaryota, Metazoa, Mollusca, Bivalvia, Venerida, Veneridae. Gene Ontology annotation, molecular function: protein binding. The coding region runs from base 8 to 766 and encodes 252 amino acids. The record is from RefSeq and is a predicted model, not a curated record. The transcript has a single exon.